Messenger RNA from Heterotrigona itama, 2793 nucleotides. NCBI's taxonomy places the organism in Eukaryota, Metazoa, Arthropoda, Insecta, Hymenoptera, Apidae. The record is from the annotation of a GenBank genome assembly.
AUUAAAAUUAGGUAAAUUUUCGCGGAAAUUAAAGUAAGUUUUAAUUAGAAACAUUCAAUACAUAAAAUGUUGAAUAGGCACUCGAUUAAUUUAAAUGCGUGUUUCAUAAGAUCUACCGAAUUUAAAUCUAGUUGUUUUCGUUCAAUGAGAGAAUCACGGUUCUCAUAAUGAUCAUAGUGGUUGUUAUGUUUCUUUAAAGAAUAUGGCAAGAUGGCGACAUAUUUGAAGCGAACGUCAAAAUUGUUUAAUAUUUCUUUGACACAAUCAUCGCUGGAUAUUAAUCUACGAGAUUUAAUAUGCCCAGUAUGCCGCAGCAUUCUUAUUGAACCAGUAACAUUGCCGUGUACACAUAACCUUUGCUUAAAAUGUUUGAAAGGUACUUUCGAAUACAAUAGUUUGAGCUGUCCUCUUUGUCGAAUACGAGUCGGUUCUUGGCUACGUACAGCAACGAAGACUGAAACAUUAGUUAAUAACGGUCUUUGGGAGUUAAUUCAGACGAAAUUUUCCAAAGAGGUUGAAAAUAAAUACAGCGGUAACGACAGAAAUAUCGAUUUGGAUGCUGGCUACAUUGCUGCUAAUAAGAUACUUAGUGCAGCAGGAGAAAUUCGACACGAAUAUGAGGUGCAACUUCAAAUGGCAGAGGAAGAAAUGCGAUGUCAAAGAAAAGCUGAAGAGAUAGCCAGCGAGGCUUUAAUUCGCAAAAUUCAGGAGGAAGAGCAACAACAACAGCUGGUUCAAUUAACUCAAGAUCAGUUACUUGCUAAAUCUUUGGUAAAGAAACAGCUUGUCGACAAACACAAAGGAGUGUCUAAAUAUAAGAACUCUCUCAAUGUAUCUAAUAGUUCUUUUCACACUUCAAAAUUGAAUGUCGCUACUAUGACUGAAGUGAAUUCAUAUAAGGAAGAAUCACAAAGUUCAAAGUAUGAGAAAGAGUCUCAAGAUAAUUCUGGAUUAAGAAGAUCAAAUAUUGCGUUAAUAUCUAAGAUCCAUGCAGAAAGAUAUGCAUCUAGUAUAAAAAACAAUGCAGUCCUGCCUAGUGCAUGUAACGAUUCUACGAGUAAAUUCUGUUGUCAAAAACCUGUACAUAAUGCUAUUUCAAGAACUUUAAAGCAUCAAACGGUAUCUAAAAUAAUUGAACCUUGUAUAUCAAAAUGCUCUUUGGAACCUAGAACGUCUACUUCAAAAAUAUAUGGUACCCAGAGCAAGGAAGAGUUGCAUGUACCAAAUGAUAUCGUAAACAGUAAAAAGAAGAGUUUAAGUGUGGAAGUAUGUGUGUCGUCAGGGGACGAUGACGAAAGAAUGGGAAGUGCAGAAAGUACUGGUAGUCAUGACAGCAUUAAUCAAGAAAUUCAUCAUUUUAAACCUAUCAAGGCUAUGCCCAGAACACCAUUAAAACUGUCUACAGAUGGAAGACAAAUAGAUCCGAAACUAAUUAGAGUUGUUCCAAUACUGAAAAGGAUAUCAAACGUUGUACCUAAACCUCCAUCUCAAGCACAUUUAAAACGAAUUAUUGGAUGUUCCUGGAGUGCAUUUCGAGGGAGAACCAAACAGAACUCUAAAGAGAAAGAUCCAUGUAAGGAAGAAAUCGAACAAAAACCGUCAACAUCUUGUAGUCAAUCGCAAACAAAAUUUCAGACGCAUGAUAAUAUUCGCAAACUUGAAUAUAUUUCAGAGAUAUCAUUCGAUUCUAAUAAAAAUUAUGCUAAAAAUGUGAAUAACAUAAUUAAUGGCACUAAAGUUAAUAAAAAUUUAGAAGAGCAUAGAGAUAUUAGAAAAGUACAAAAAUCUUGGAAAUCUCAUAUUAGAAACGGCAUGGUGUGUAAAUCCAAACGACAAAAAUCUUUAUGGACUAAGAAAGAUAUCAAGGUUGCAGCAAAUACAAAGUAUACGAAUGAUAUCGAAAUGAGAAAUUUAAAUUCUCCAUCUGAAUCUAUAAAGCUAAAUUCUUUUUAUGAUAAAAAGUCUGAAAUACCUGAAGCGAACGAUAUAACGAUCGAGAAUAUUGCGGAGAGAAUAAAGAAAAGGAAAAUAAACACGGAUAAAAAGAAUUCCACCAGACUAUCUUCUUCAGAUUUAGAAACAAUCAUAAAAAGAGACACAAGAAAGAGACCGUGUAGAAAAGAGGAGAUUCAAUAUGAAAUGACAGACAAUGUUCCUGUUUCAAUGCAAAAUAGAAGUAGAACUAAGUUCACUAGAUCUGCUUUGUCGAAGUCGAAACAGCGAAGGAUGUGCUCAACGAAACAAUCUAGCAUAGAAAGUUCCGAGAAAGGUGACGCUUCCAUAAAGUUAAAUUGCCAGAUUAACAAUUCUGGCUUAAAAAGAACAACACGAAAGAUAAAACACGCCCACAGUUCCAUAAAUAUAACAUAUGAGAAUGUAGAUAAUGUGGACAAUUGCAAUUUUUCUAAAUCUUGCGUUAAGAUACAAGAAUAUAUAUCAGAGAAUAACAAUACUACCGAAACAAGUACGAUUGUGGAGAAAAAUAUUCUCUCGGACGAGGAAAUUAUCAAAGAGCAAGAACGAAUGGAAAGACUAGUUAUACAGGAAAAGGAAGACUUCGAGUUGGCCCAAAGAUUGCAGGCGAAGUUUGACGAAAUGGAGGGAAUCGCUGGUCGAACCAGAAGAUCUAGGAGGGCGAUCGAGAGUGAAACAGUCGAACUAGAUUUCUAUAAAAUCGAUGCCGGGAGAAAUGUACAAAAAGCAAUGAAUUCGCAUACUGCCAAAUCAUCAAUUAUCAAUCACGCUGUAAACACCGAGGCGAAAAAACGUGGUAGACCUCCGAAGCGUGUGAAA